Plasmodium berghei ANKA is the source of this 1665-nucleotide messenger RNA. RefSeq names its product conserved protein, unknown function. NCBI's taxonomy places the organism in Eukaryota, Apicomplexa, Aconoidasida, Haemosporida, Plasmodiidae. The transcript has a single exon. Bases 1 to 1665 code for a protein of 554 amino acids. The record is from RefSeq and is a predicted model, not a curated record.
AUGGCAUAUACACAUUUAUUUUAUAUUUUUGUUUUUAUUUUUUUAUAUAUGUAUAAAUCUGAAGAAAUAAAUGUUGAAAAGGAAGAAAAAUUUAAAGAAAAUAAUAUUACAAAAGAUGUAGAAUAUAAUUAUUUUGAUUUAGGGUUAGAUAAUCUAAGUUUGUUACCAAAUCCCAUUGAAUUAUAUGAAUAUAUAAAUAGUGAAUAUGUAAAAACAAGAGGAAAACAUUUUAAUAAUUUAAAAGGAGCAUUAAAAAAAAUGAAAUUAUCAAAGGAGGUAUUUUUAGAAUUAUAUAAAUCAGCAUUAAGCUAUUUUGAUAUAGAUGGUUAUACAUUUUUAAUGGAAAAGGUUAUGAGUAAAGAAUAUGGAAAUAAAUUUUUACAAAAAAAAAAAAAAAAAAAUGAAUUAUAUCCGCAUUGUGAUAAUAUAACUAAUAGUAGAAUUCAAAACAAUGAGCUUCGAAAUAAUAGAAAAGAACGAAUAGGAAAUAAAAAUAUUGAUAAUGAUAAUAUGUCAGAACAAAUUGAAUAUCCAGGGGGGCCUAUAAGAUCGAGUUAUGGAAAUAAUUUAAGUAAACUAAUGAAGGCAUCUUUAGAAAAUGUAGAAACAAUUGAAUCAUCAAAAGAACCAGGGUUAUCAAAUAUGUUAUUACAAAGUUUAACAAUGGUUAAAGGACUUAUACAAUCAGUUGCAAGUUCAGUUGUUGAUAUUGUUCCUCCUCUCAUACCCCCACCAAUAUGGGUAAAUAGACCAUUACCAUGUUUGCCUAUGGUUACUGGUAAAAAUUGUUUGGGUUCUAUUUUAUAUCCAAUAACAGCAGCAGAAUUUAUAACGGCAGAUGUAACAGAUUCUACUAUGAAUGGAAUUAUAGCUAGCUUUCCAUCAAAAUAUUCAUCAAAAAUUGGAAAAACAUCUAAUACACAAUAUAGAAUAUGUGCAAUGGCAUAUUUAGGAAUGUAUUGUGCAUCUUUAUUUCCUAUAUGUUGGUUACCAAUAGGUUUAAAGGUUGCUGAAACUAUGUCUGUAUGUUUUCCUCAAUGCUUAGCCACUUUGAUUGCUUGCCCUGGAUUUUGGAUUAAUGAUAUUGAAGGCCCAUGUAAUAAUGCAUCUGUACCUCCAUUUUGUUCAUUUUCCAUAUUUGUUAAUCAUAAAAUAAUACCACCUCAAUUAAGCACAUAUGAAAAUUCCCAUCUUUAUCCUAAAACAUGCCCAGAAAAAGAUGACAAUUAUGAUAUUACAGAAGAAUUAUAUGAACAUGAUGAAAGCCAAGGAAAUAAAGAAAGUAUAUAUUUAAACGAAAAAAAAUCAUACUCAAAUAUUUCCUUGCCUACAUAUAGAGAUUCUGUUAAAACUAUAUAUGAUGAUAAUGCAAAACCUGAAAGUAUAGAUGCAUGUAAUUGUAUAGGCAUUGAGGAUUUAUGUAUUAAGCAUUUUGCUAUUCCAGUCUCUAAAAAAUAUAAUGAUCCUAAUUAUACUUUUAUUUUUGAACAUAAAUAUGAAGAACCAGUUAAAUUAACAAAGUUUCAAAAAAAAUGCUGUUCUAUAUGUAAACAAAUUUUUAAUAUUAUAGCUCCAAAAAAAAAAAAAAUUAUAGAUUUAAGAGGAUUCGAUAUUUAUCCAAAAAAAUUUGGAUCCAGCUUUUUGUCUGAUAUUGUUGUUCACUGA